This is a messenger RNA of Tupaia belangeri chinensis (Chinese tree shrew), 812 nucleotides long. RefSeq names its product protein tyrosine phosphatase mitochondrial 1 (gene PTPMT1). Gene Ontology annotation, cellular component: mitochondrion. The record is from RefSeq and is a predicted model, not a curated record. The transcript has 4 exons. The coding region runs from base 16 to 726 and encodes 236 amino acids. Lineage: Eukaryota; Metazoa; Chordata; Mammalia; Scandentia; Tupaiidae. Gene Ontology annotation, molecular function: phosphatidylinositol-4,5-bisphosphate 5-phosphatase activity; phosphatidylglycerophosphatase activity; phosphoprotein phosphatase activity. Gene Ontology annotation, biological process: protein dephosphorylation.
CCCUCCUCCAGAGCCAUGGUGCCGGCCCCAGGGGCUCCCGGCCGUCCCCUCGGCUCCCUGGGGUCGGGGCCCGGGGUCUCGGCGUCCGGAGAGCCGGCGCCGCCUUCGCGGGAGGCGCGGGCGGGCUCGCCGCGCUCGCCCCCCGCGCCCCCCCCCGCCCGCGGGAAGAUGCCGGGCCGGGUGCACCGCGCCUGGUACCACCGCAUCGACCCCACGGUGCUGCUGGGCGCGCUGCCGCUGCGGAACAUGACGCGCCAGCUGGUGCAGGACGAGAACGUGCGCGGGGUGAUCACCAUGAACGAGGAGUACGAGACGAGGUUCCUGUGCAACUCCUCGCAGGAGUGGGAGAGAGUAGGCGUGGAGCAGCUGCGGCUCAGCACAGUCGACAUGACCGGGAUCCCCACCUUGGCUAACCUCCAGAAAGGGGUCCAGUUUGCUCUCAAGUACCAGGCGCUGGGCCAGUGUGUCUACGUGCAUUGCAAGGCUGGGCGCUCCAGGAGUGCCACAAUGGUGGCAGCCUAUCUGAUUCAGGUGCAUAACUGGACUCCAGAGGAGGCUGUCAGAGCCAUCACCAAGAUCCGGUCACACAUCCAUAUCAGACCCAGCCAGCUGCAAGUUCUCAAAGAGUUCCACAAGGUUACUGUAGGGGCAGCAAAGGAUGAGACUUCCAACACACAAACGCAUGAAGUACGUGGAUUAGAGAAAACGCCGGAUGACUCUGCCUGAUACAGAAUAAAAAACUUUUAACAGGACAAAGGGGCUUCCGCCCUGACUUGACAUAACAGAAAUGCGCUAAAUAAUGGAUAACUAUG